UGUGUGUCAGGAAGGAACGCGAUGUUCCCAAAUGCCCAAGGAGUGGGUGAGGGCAGCUAUGAAACGGAAGGAAGUAGCUACGGGUUCAAGUUGCAGAGAGGAAUUAUUACAUAGUGUGCGUGUGAAGCGAUAACUGUUACUCAAGAAUUUUCUUUCUAGUCAGAUUAAAAGGAACGUUGCGUUGAUUUAAUGAAAAAUUUAAUAACUGACACUAAUAUUGAAAGUAAGUAAACACUGCAUUGAUUUUCUAUAUGAAUGAAUGACUGAAACUAACGGUAAAAGAAAACAGAACAACAUGAAGAAGUCCAGUUAAAGAAUUUUUCAUUUGUGUGCUUAUAAAGCUUGAUGUCAAUUCAAGUUUUAUCUAAGUACAAUAGCAGGAAAAUGAGACUAGCAAUUGGGUAUUUUGUUUCUGCAAAAUAACCCAAAUUGCACCGGUGAUUUUGUGUCUAAAACAAAAGGGCCGUUAUUAUAAGUGCCUUGAAUCCAUUGGUGAAUUUAAUUGUCGAUUGCAAUAGCAGCGUGUUAAAAAUUAAUAGGAGAAUAGUGAGUGAGCUGGCUAUAAGGAGAAUUCAGGGAUAUGUGGGAAAUCCUUUAAGCAUAAAAUUACUGUUUCUUCUCUACAGAAGAAGAGGAAAACGAAAUCUGAUUAGAUUGACUACCUCGUAAACUUGAAAAGAAAUAUACGUUGGAGAAAACCUGAGUCACCACGAAGAACGUUACGAACCCUCUGUGGACGUCCCCUCAGGUCACCUUCUACAGAGGGGAAGAAGGUUUCCAGACUUCCUGAAGGUCUGUCUUAGAAACGAGGGGAAUUCAGGGCAACGUGAGACGGCAUUUUCUUUCCCCUUACCUCCUCCCCCCUUUGUUUAUUCGCCUGCGGCAAACAUCCCCCGGCGAAAAUUAACUUACAAGUUUACCUUCAAUCCGGAGCACGCUUCCACAACAAAGAUUUUGGACUGAGGAUGGAAUGUGAGGGGCUUGGUUGAUCGAAAGCCCUUGCAGAUUUUUUUUUCUAAAUAAGUAAGAUCUUUCAUCGAUACAUGGAUGCUACUUGCUGUUAAUUUAGAUGCUCAAUCCCAGGAAAUUUUACUGGACGUCAGUGAAUGGUUAGGCUGAAGGAAGAGGUAGAUGAAAAUCAAAUAAUCGAGCUGGCAAAGUUACAAAGCGAGAAAUUGAAGUGAUGACAUCAAAAUGCGAAUUUCUUGAAAUCACGAAAUUUCUGCGAGCAGUAGUUAUGUGGUUUCACUAACUCUCAAUAAUCGUGGAAGGGAUUGUGAUGAGUUCUAUUGUACAUAUUCUCAUGUGUUGAUCAGAAUAGGAUAUUAAAAUGGCUUGCAUCAAAGCCUCUCAGUCGGAUGGAUCGACUGAUGACCUCCACAAAGUUCACCAACCGAAGAACCAGAAGUCAAUAACACAGAUCUAUACGGACUGGGCGAACCAUUACCUGGAGAAGUCACGGAGCCGGCGUCAUAUCCAUGACCUCCAGGCCGACGUCACCGACGGCGUCGUACUGGCGGAAGUCAUCGAGGCAGUUACUGGUCAGAAAGUGCCUGACAUUAACAAGAAACCCAAAAGCUCGUCGCAAAUGUUGGACAACAUUAACUCGUCCUUGGCUUACCUUGGCAGCGUCGGGGUGGCCUUGGACGGACUCACGGCCAAGGAUAUCAAGGACGGAAACCUCAAGGCAAUUCUUUCAUUAUUCUUUGCCUUAUCAAGAUACAAACAACAACAAAAGCAAGCCCAACAGGAACGGAAGGAGCUAGAGAAGCUUCGAGAGAAAAAGCUCGAGAGCGAAAUGGUAACGACAGCUGCAUCAAAGUUAGGAUCGCCGUAUAAGGGACAUGGGGGUGGCGGAGGUGGUGGGGGAAGUGCAAUCCCCACACCAGCCCUUGGGGGUCGAAGGCCCCCAACGGAACACCAUGGUCGGGGCCUACGAAGCUCAACUCCAGCUUCUUCGGCGCCUUCUACAGGUAAGGCAGACGUAAUGCAGCUGAGAAAGUUGUAGGAAGUAAGAUAAGUCGAGCUCUGCAAAACAGAGGCUUCUUGCCUCUAGCCGCUGAUGUCGGUCGAGUCCCGUCAUGGUAAGGGAAAGCUUUCAG
Macrobrachium nipponense is the source of this 2102-nucleotide messenger RNA. Its product is annotated as neuron navigator 3-like. NCBI's taxonomy places the organism in Eukaryota, Metazoa, Arthropoda, Malacostraca, Decapoda, Palaemonidae. Gene Ontology annotation, molecular function: protein binding. Bases 1331 to 2008 code for a protein of 225 amino acids. The record is from RefSeq and is a predicted model, not a curated record. The transcript has 7 exons. Gene Ontology annotation, biological process: neurogenesis; nervous system development.